Tetrahymena thermophila SB210 is the source of this 873-nucleotide messenger RNA. RefSeq lists its product as hypothetical. The transcript is spliced from 2 exons. The record is from RefSeq and is a predicted model, not a curated record. Lineage: Eukaryota; Ciliophora; Oligohymenophorea; Hymenostomatida; Tetrahymenidae.
AUGGAAUCUGAUAAUCAACUUUAGAAUAAAUUUGUAAAAGAAUAGAAAUUAUUUUGCCAAUGCGGUUCAAUGAUGGAUAUCUAGACAAAUUUGGAAAAAUAAUAAUUCAACAAAAAAAAAUUAUCUCUAUAAGAAUUCAUAGAUUAAUAUUGUCAAUUUUAAGUUGAUAAAAAUUAAAAAAAUAAAAUAAUAAAAAAGAAAUUUUCUGAAAUAUAAGGAUAAGUAUAAUUCUAAUUCGAGGAAUUAAAAAAAGAAUUAAAAAAGAAAAAGAUUAUUAUUGAUGAAUAUAUUUUCAGUGUUUAUACAUUUUUAUUUUAGAAUUAAUUUAAUUUAUAAUAUCAUUGGAGAUGUAUAAAUAGAUGUCCUUAGAAUAAAUUUAUAUUACCAUAAAAUUUAUUUACAAUAGAAUUUAAUUAGGAUGAAAAUGGAUUAAAUAUUAAUGAUUCUAUAACUAUAGAUAAUAGAUUUUAUAAUGAUAUGAUAUUUUGUCCCGAAGAAUAGAAAGUAACAUAGAUGAGAUUAAUAACUUCAUAAAAAGAAACUCAUAUUAUAAAUUAUUUAUGUGAUUCUUGCGGAGGUUUAUUUUAACCAGAUUCAUUUGGAAAUAAGAAAAAAUAAAAAUAAAAAUAAAAAUAAAAAUAAAAAUAAAAACAACUCAAAAUAAAUCAAAUAUAAAAUCUUUAAUCGCAUCAAAUAAUCCUUCAAUUAUUUGAAUUGCAACUCUACCUAAAUUCUUAACAAAAACUCUAACCGAUUUCAACAAAGAAUUUAUACCUUUGUUCGCAACACAAUCUGAAACACCUAUCAUAAAUUAAACAAUCUCACUUAUUAUUUAUUAUAUUAAUUUAGCAAUUCCUUACGGAAUAGAUUUGA